This is a messenger RNA of Sesamum indicum (sesame), 1375 nucleotides long. It is a transcript of the gene HCF164, whose product is annotated as Thioredoxin superfamily protein. Lineage: Eukaryota; Viridiplantae; Streptophyta; Magnoliopsida; Lamiales; Pedaliaceae. Gene Ontology annotation, biological process: cytochrome b6f complex assembly. The record is from RefSeq and is a predicted model, not a curated record. Gene Ontology annotation, molecular function: oxidoreductase activity, acting on a sulfur group of donors, disulfide as acceptor. Gene Ontology annotation, cellular component: chloroplast thylakoid membrane.
AAAUAUUAAAUAUUGAUGUUUUUAUUUCAUAUUUGGUUGCUUAAAAGAAUAUCUGAAAAUACCGUAAACGUAGGUAUACGUACACGGCAACUAUAAAGAACCUUUGACCAUUUUGUACCACAAAGAACUACAAAACAAAGGCCGCGCCUCCACUGCUCCGCCAUGGCUCGGUUGGUUUCAACAUCUACCGCCGUCGGCCUCUCCACAUUCCGCCCUUCUUCUCUCCAAUAUAAUCAACAACAGCCUCGCCUCGUGAAUUUCUCCUAUUUUCAGAAUAAACAUCACGGACAUCACAGAAUUUUCUGCCAAACCAAUCCCGAUUCAGUUGACUCCGCUGCAACAGAGGAAAAACGGGCUGUGGAGCUUGAAUCCGAGAUUGAUGGAAACGCAUCCAGCGCCGCCACAAUAGAAACAACUUCAUCCACCGGUGCUGGAUUUCCGGAGUAUCCUGACAAAAAUUUCAAUAGGCGAAUCGCAGUGGUUUCUACCGCUGCCGCAGUUGGACUGUUCUUGUCCGGACGAUUGGAAUUGGGGGGAGUAUCCUUGAAGGACCUCUCUGCUGCAGCAUUGCCGUACGAGGAGGUUUUAUCCAUCUACUUUCCGAAAAGAAUGGAGUAUUAUUAUCUUUGGGCUCUUUCGAAUGGCAAACCCACUGUGGUGGAGUUCUAUGCGGAUUGGUGUGAAGUAUGUCGGGAAUUGGCUCCGGAUGUCUACAAAGUGGAGCAGCAAUACAAGGACAGAGUAAAUUUUGUUAUGUUGAAUGUUGAUAACACAAAGUGGGAACAAGAGCUUGAUGAAUUUGGUGUUGAGGGUAUCCCCCAUUUUGCAUUCCUGGACAAAGAUGGUAAUGAGGAGGGGAAUGUCGUUGGACGCCUUCCAAGACAAUACCUGCUUGAAAACAUUGAUGCCCUUGCCCAGGGAGAAGCAACUGUACCCCAUGCUCGGGUUGUGGGAGAGUAUUCAAGCGCUGAAUCCCGCAAAGUUCACCGAGUUGUUGAUCCUAGAAGUCAUGGUUAGGAAAUAUUGACAGUAGAAUAGGUUAUACAUGGUGAUCAUCAGGUGUGUACUAUUGGAGUUCAGCUAUACCCAUAGAGGCUGAAUCAUUAUUUAUUUAUGUUAUUGGAUCUGCAGAGAGGUGACUUAUUUGAUGUGAAAAUAUUUUCAAAUAUCGUGUAUGAACCUCAAGGGUCGUAGAACAGUUAUUUUAAGUUCCCAGCAAGCAAGCUAAAGGUCGGAGGCUCUUCGGGCGACCAUAUCAAGGACAAGAAUCCCACCUUCUGUGUUGCUGCAGAGAUCAAGUCUUGUAUCUUCAGGGGAACAUUUUCAUACUCUGUUUCAUGUUGGCAGCAGAAAUAAAAUGCUUAACUUGUUUCUU